This is a messenger RNA of Protopterus annectens (West African lungfish), 1215 nucleotides long. RefSeq names its product septin-2-like. The record is from RefSeq and is a predicted model, not a curated record. Gene Ontology annotation, molecular function: GTP binding; molecular adaptor activity; GTPase activity. The transcript is spliced from 10 exons. Gene Ontology annotation, cellular component: septin complex; microtubule cytoskeleton; cell division site. NCBI's taxonomy places the organism in Eukaryota, Metazoa, Chordata, Ceratodontiformes, Protopteridae. Gene Ontology annotation, biological process: cell division; cilium assembly; regulation of exocytosis. Bases 1 to 1215 code for a protein of 404 amino acids.
AUGUAUUUUUUAAUACUAGGUGAAUCUGGGCUUGGUAAAUCGACUCUUAUAAACAGCCUGUUCUUGACCGAUCUCUACCCAGAAAGGGUGAUUCCUGGAGCAGCAGAAAAAAUUGAAAGAACUGUGGAGAUUGAAGCUUCAACGGUUGAGAUUGAGGAGAGAGGAGUGAAGCUGCGGUUAACUGUUGUGGAUACUCCUGGAUAUGGAGAUGCCAUUAACAGUGAAGACUGCUUUAGGACCAUAAUUUCGUAUAUUGAUGAGCAGUUUGAAAGGUACUUGCACGAUGAGAGCGGUCUGAAUAGACGUCACAUUGUGGACAACAGGGUGCAUUGCUGCUUUUAUUUCAUUUCUCCCUUUGGUCAUGGACUUAAACCUCUUGACUUGCAGUUUAUGAAGGCAGUACACCACAAAAUGAAUGUUGUUCCAGUAAUCGCUAAAGCAGAUACUCUAACACUUAAAGAACGUGAAAGGUUGAAGAGGCGGAUUCUGGAUGAAAUAGAUGAACAUGGUAUAAAAAUUUAUCAAUUGCCUGAUGCUGAAUCUGAUGAAGAUGAGGAUUAUAAGGAACAAACACGAAUUCUGAAGACUAGUAUACCAUUUUGUGUGGUUGGAUCAAAUCAACUAAUUGAGACUAAAGGAAAGAAGGUGAGAGGUCGUCUGUAUCCAUGGGGUGCAGUAGAAGUGGAGAAUCCUGAACAUAAUGACUUCUUGAAGCUGAGGACCAUGUUGAUUACCCAUAUGCAAGAUCUGCAGGAAGUGACACAAGACCUUCACUAUGAGAACUUCCGCUCUGAGAGGCUGAAAUGUUCUGGCAGGUUGUCUUCUCAUGGUUAUGUUCUGCCUCUUUCUCCUUUGAAGGGUGCAGAGAUAGAUGAAGAUGUCAGUAAGGACAGGAUCUUGCUGGAGAAGGAGGCUGAGCUUGCUCAAAGUUCAUCAGGUGUUGCUGGUUUGGCAGCAGGCACUGUGAUGCCAGUUUAUCAUCUGACCAGUCUGUGUGUCAUAUUUUAUCAAGAGCUUUUCCCCAAUUUAGCCAGUAUAAUUGACUUGGAUCAAUGUGGCUUCAUAGAGAAUCAACAGACAUUUGAAAAUAUCCUUAAUGAUAUAGACUAUAUAAACAGCACUUCCACUAAGAGGUCUGUAUGUGGAGAGAGCUUUCAACAGAGUGAAUUGGAAAUAUUGGAAGAUGGUCCUCUACAGAUUUUGAAGUUGAGAUAA